This is a messenger RNA of Coccinella septempunctata (seven-spotted ladybird), 999 nucleotides long. RefSeq lists its product as uncharacterized. Bases 33 to 638 code for a protein of 201 amino acids. The transcript has 2 exons. The record is from RefSeq and is a predicted model, not a curated record. Lineage: Eukaryota; Metazoa; Arthropoda; Insecta; Coleoptera; Coccinellidae.
AUAUUGACUUUUCUGCAUGUGUGAUAGAACGCAUGACCUCACAUUUUUUGGAAUGGGCAAAAAAUACGUAUGUUAUAUUCAAUUUGUUUCUCAUAGUCAAUAAUAACUUCGAAUCGAUUUACAGUGAAUUUUUAUCUGUGAAAGGAAGAAGAGAGCUUGGCACAAUGGCAAACACUGGAAUGGAUGUCGAAAGGAUGAUACGUUUGAGGGAAGAAUUCAAACAGAUGCUCUCCAGACUAGAUAAGAUGGAGCUCGAACUGACCGAAGUGAAAAAAAAACAGAAAAACUUAACGAGUCAAACGGAAGAGUUGGUGACAUUGAUGAGGAGACGUGGAAUUAUAAUUCAUCAUUACGCUUUGGGACCACUCACCAGAUGCCGUAUUGCCAGAAAUCUGAGCGGUUUACUGGACGUUGAUAUUUCAGCUGAAGAUAUUGAUGAUUAUCAACGUUUGGGCACUGAUCCAACUAGCCCCUUGAAAAUAAUUUUUGUGUCCUAUCAGACAAAGAAGCUCGUUAUGGAGAAUCAGGAGAAAUUGGAGGGUUCUGGGAUGACAAUCGAAGAUGAUACGGCGCUUUACGAAGUUGAGAAUGACAUCCAAUUGGUGCCAGAAUCCAGUAGUGAUUCUUCUGAUUCGUGAUCUCUCUAAGCACUCGUUAAGUUGUCGCCACAUUUCCAAAUUUUUUCGUUUCACAUUCAGCCCUUGUCCACCGAAAUCUAUUGCAGGCAAAAUAUACUUGUUCAAUCAAUAUAGGUACUGUUCUUUAUAACAUUUUAUUGAUCGAAAUGAAAGUAACGGAGUUUCGGUGUUCUGCCAUUUUUUCACUUAUGCUUGUUAACUCUGAGGAUGGAAGUCAUUUAUGAAUGUGUUGUAUAUAUGCCCAGAAUCUCGAUUUUUAUUAUUUAUUUUCUUAGUACCUACACAAUAUUUCAAUGAAAGUCUUGUAGAAACUGGUUUAAUAUCUAUUCAUCACAAAAAAUAAAUUAAGUGUAAAUUAUUG